AUGCUCCAAGGAAUUGGCAACAUGGCUCAGUUCAAGAAGGUGAUUGACCAAGCAAAGGCAUUCACCAUAUUUGUCUGUGAGCACACAAGAACAUUGGAAUGCAUGAGAUACUUCACAGAGGGGAAAGAGAUAAUAAGGCCAGGAGUGACUAGGUUUGCUUCAACCUUUCUCACUUUGAACAACAUACAAGAGAAGAAGGACCAGCUAAGAAAGAUGGUGGUUCAUAAUAGGUGGGACUCAUUGAAGGAUGUGAAAUCAAAGAAAGGAAAAGAUGCCACAACAAUUAUAUUGAAUCCAACCUUUUGGAAGGAUGUCAAGCUAACAUUAACUGUUUUUGAGCCAUUGGUCAAAGUUCUUCGUUUGGUUGAUGGGGAUGUGAAGCCAUCCAUGGGUUUCAUUUAUGGAGAACUACUAAAGGCAAAGAGAGAGAUCAAGGAGGCCUUUGGCAAUAAAGAGUCCCGUUUCAAGGAGGUAAUUGCUGUUAUUGACAAGAAGAUAAAAGGAAGACUUGAUUCUCCAUUGCAUUUGAUAGCUUAUUUGCUGAAUCCACACUAUAGUUAUGCUAACCCAUCAAUCUUUGAUGAGCCCACAAUAAUAGAAGGAUUUAUUAGUUGUGUGGAGACUUUUUAUUAUCAUGAUGAAGAUAAGCAAGAUCAGGCUGCCAACAUUGAACUGAAAAAGUUUCAGAAUAGAGAAGGACCAUUUAACAAGAAGCUUGCAAGGACUUUUGAAAACAUUGAUUACAACCCAGCUCAAGGUUUUCUGUAUGAGAAUGAAGAUGAUUGUGCAUUAGUUGUAUAUAGCGAUGGGGAAGAGGAGAUGGAAGGUACAAGGAUACCUUGGUUUGUUAUUGGAAAUGCAGUGGGAGCAGAAGAACAACUUGAGCUGCGUAGAAGUGCAAGAGCGAGACAGCUUUAUGAAGAAGAAGAGUUUGAGUCCGAAGAAGAAGAGUUUGAUGAAGAUGAGAAUGAUUAUGUGGAACCCUAUUGA
Molecule: messenger RNA, 990 nt
Organism: Miscanthus lutarioriparius
Lineage: Eukaryota; Viridiplantae; Streptophyta; Magnoliopsida; Poales; Poaceae
Source: the annotation of a GenBank genome assembly